AUGAACCACAAUUACCAUGCACUCGACAUACCCGAUGCAAAAGGGAAUGAUCAUAAGGAGGAUAAAAACCAACACACGUUGGCUCUGGCUGUUGCUAUGACAGUUGCGGCUAAAGCAGCUGUUGCGGCUGCAAAUGCAGCCACAGAGCUUGCCAGGCUCGUAAGGUCUUCUGAAGACCUUGAAUGGAGAACCAAAAACGUCGCCGCCAUCAAGAUCCAAUCUUUUUAUCGUGCGCAUUUGGCAUGGAAAGCGUUGGUCGGGUUGAGGGGAGUACUGAAGCUUCAAGCCGUGAUUCGGGGCCAAAUCGUGAGGCGAAAAGUUUUAAACCGAAUGAACAACAUUCAACAAUUCGAAAAUGCACGAGCUAGAGUUCAUCGAAUACGGGUUCCCACAUUUGAUCAAGUUUCUAGGAUCUGUAAUGACAAAAAAGACCAUUUUACCCCUCACAAGGAGAGAAAAGACGAUCAGAUUCUUGAAAGUCCGACUACCAUAAGAAACCACCGUUUUGAUAGUCAAAUGUGUGAAAUGCAGAGGAAACUGGGUCUCGAGAAUAAACAUCACAACUCGCCAACUUCUCGAACCCAAAUGUCAUAUUACACAAAAAGACACUACCACUUAUCCCCUGAUCGAUCAGAUGACACUUCGUUACCGAAUUCUCCAAUUUUUCCAACGUACAUGGCCACAACGGAAUCUUUCAUGGCAAAGGCACGAUCGUUGAGCACCCCAAGACAACGACUAUCGUUUCUUGACAGUUGUUGUAACCAUAGUUCGUCUUUGGCUACGCCCAUGCUUUCUUCGUCAUCAUCGUUUAAUGAUGGCAUGAAAAGGAAUUAUAGGCACAUGCAUCUAUGA
Cynara cardunculus var. scolymus (artichoke) is the source of this 852-nucleotide messenger RNA. RefSeq lists its product as uncharacterized. The record is from RefSeq and is a predicted model, not a curated record. The coding region runs from base 1 to 852 and encodes 283 amino acids. Gene Ontology annotation, molecular function: protein binding. Lineage: Eukaryota; Viridiplantae; Streptophyta; Magnoliopsida; Asterales; Asteraceae. The transcript has 2 exons.